AUGCAUAAGAUUAUGGUAGAUCGAUAUCCUCUUUAUAACAGAUAUAAGGAACCAUUGAUAUUUCCAAAGGAUAAAACCAUGUUGGAAAUGGUAAUGCUCUUCCAACAUGAAAGGAAAUCUUUGUUUUUUCAUAUACGAUUCAGAGAAGAAAUUAGAAAAAUGAAUAUAUCAAAUUUAAUCGUUGAAGGGUAAAAUAAAUUAUAGCGAUAAUUGGAUUGA
Paramecium tetraurelia is the source of this 219-nucleotide messenger RNA. RefSeq lists its product as uncharacterized. Lineage: Eukaryota; Ciliophora; Oligohymenophorea; Peniculida; Parameciidae. The record is from RefSeq and is a predicted model, not a curated record. The transcript is spliced from 2 exons.